This is a messenger RNA of Linderina pennispora, 880 nucleotides long. RefSeq names its product acyl-CoA N-acyltransferase. The transcript has a single exon. The record is from RefSeq and is a predicted model, not a curated record. Gene Ontology annotation, molecular function: N-acetyltransferase activity. Bases 220 to 720 code for a protein of 166 amino acids. NCBI's taxonomy places the organism in Eukaryota, Fungi, Kickxellomycota, Kickxellomycetes, Kickxellales, Kickxellaceae.
GUGUUAAAAAUAGCUCCAAAAAAUCGCCGAGUCAAAAAACAAAAAGAAUUCAGGGCAAAUUUCAAAAGGCUUGCUGCAAGCCCCAGCAGGCCAGUCUUAUCAAAUUACGGAGCUUACGCACCCGGAAUAUCUGUGCAGAUAUUGCAGCCCGCUUGUUGCUUGCGAUCUGCCGUGCUUCUUUGUUUCCACUUUCAUCCUAUUCAGAAAAACGUGCUGCUGAUGUCUGUCAAAGUUCGCAUUGCGCCAGCCACCGAAUCAGACGUCGGACUGAUCCUCUGGUUCAUCACGCAGCUUGCAAUCUACGAGAAGGCGCCCAACGAGGUUACGGCCACCGAGGACCUGCUGCGCAGGAAUCUGUUUGGCCCGCACCCGUACGCCAGGGUCAUCCUCGCCUAUGUUGCCAAGGACGGCGAGCCCGAGAAGCCCGCCGGAUUCGCCCUCUACUUCCACAACUUUUCGACGUGGGUCGGCAAGCCCGGGCUCUAUCUCGAGGACCUGUUUGUGUGCUCCGAGUACCGCGGCCUCGGCCUGGGCAAGAAGCUGCUGGCGCAGCUUGCGAUCACUGCCAAGGAGCUCGACUGCGGCCGCAUGGAGUGGGUGGUGCUGGACUGGAACGAGCCGUCGAUCCAGUUCUAUCUGGGGCUGGGGGCCAAGCAGAUGAACGAGUGGAUCAUUAACCGUGUCACCGGGAAGGCGCUGGACGAUUUGGCGAUGAUGUGACCAGAGCAAUGGCGAAUGAGACCAGGAGGAUGCCGCUAGCGAUCGAUCCCAGCGAUAUCUGCAGACAUAGAAACAUGGGUGUCGAUAUCAUACUGUUGAUGGUUAGAAAUAGAACUAUUGCUUGAGCAGAGGAAGGAGAGGGAGGAGCGUGCUGCCAAGG